AAGCGACUAGAUACUUCCUGUUCGCUGUGUUGACAAAUGAAAGAGAGACAGCCAGAUGGAUUCAUAAUUUUACGAUAACUCCGAAGCUAACCCGAUUUAACUCAGGUUAGCUAUCUCAUGCCUUGGCAGGCACCGUAGAAGGUAGUUAGCGAACGAGCCUUGCAGCGGUAAUGGACGGGACUAGGCUGUUGUUCGUGUUGUUUGGGGGUUUGUUGGAGAUGUGUUGUGGUGUGUCGGCUAACAGAGGUGGAUCUCCUUCGUUUACUGAUGAAAUCCCGUUCAAAAUUAACUGGCCCGGGGCCGAAUUCACCCUGCCAACCUCAGGUGCCCUCUACAAAGAAGAUGACUUUGUCAUCAUGACAACAACAGAGAAGGAGAAAUACAAAUGUCUCCUGCCUUCCUUGUCAAAUGGAGAUGGCGAUGAUGACAAGGUGUACGCUGGUCCCACUCCAGGUGAUCUGCUGGACCCACUGUUCAAAGAGAGCAGCUGCUCCUACAGAAUCGAGUCAUACUGGACGUAUGAGGUGUGUCAUGGGAAACAUGUGAGACAAUACCAUGAGGAGAAGGAGACGGGACAGAUCAAAGUUCAGGAGUACGUCUUGGGAAGCAUGACCAAGACGACAGAGUCUUCAGCCACUUCAGGAACAGAGAUUGCAGAGGUAGAGAAAGUUGAGGAGAUGGAUCCUACGCCAGAAGCUGAGAAAGAGGUUCCUACUAAGAACGUGGAGGGCCAGCUGACUCCAUACUACCCGGUGUUGAUGGCCCACGGGACGGCGUGCAUCCUGAAACAGAACACGCCUCGCUCCACCAACGUGCUGUAUGUCUGCCACCCCGAAGCCAAGCACGAGAUCCUUUCUAUCGCUGAGGUCACUACCUGCGAGUACGAAGUAGUGGUGCUGACCCCUCUGAUCUGUGCACACCCCAAAUACAGGUUCAAGUCGUCCCCAGUGAAUGCCAUCUUCUGCCAGGCCAUGUCUGGUUCUCCCCUGCGGCCUCACAGUCUCUCUCAGAUGGACCGGGAGCAGGAGGAGCUGCUGAAACCUCCCUUCACUGCUGCUGCCCCGGAAAGAGAAGAGGAGAGUACGUCCCCCAUGAGAGAGGAGGCCUUCUCCUCUACCCAUAAGCCCCUCGUGGUGGGCGGGCAGACCCAGGUUACCGUGGGAACCACCCACAUCUCCCGUCUGACGGACGAGCAGCUGAUCAAAGAGUUCCUGAGUGGCUCCUACUGUCUCCAUGGGGGAGUAGGAUGGUGGAAGUAUGAGUUCUGCUAUGGGAAGCAUGUACAUCAGUACCAUGAGGAUAAGGAGCAGGGGAAGAACAUUGUGGUAGUGGGCAGUUGGAACGCUGAGGAACAUCUGCAGUGGGCUCAGAAGAACGUGGCCCGAUCCUACCAGUUCAAAGACGACGGGGUCCAGAAAGUCAAACUGGUGUCCCUCUUCUACGGCCAUGGGGACGUGUGUGACCUGACGGGGAAACCCAGACAGGUCAUCGUCAAGCUCAAGUGUAAGGAGUCUGAGUCUCCCCAUGCCGUCACUGUGUACAUGCUGGAGCCUCAGACCUGCCAGUAUGUCCUUGGGGUUGAGUCUCCAGUUAUAUGCCAGAUCCUGGACACAGCUGAUGAGAAAGGCCUUCUAUCCAUCUCCAGCUAACAGCACGGACAGAGGAGGCGAAAAGGAGGGAUGAGCAGAAAAAAUAAAGGACAGGGAUUUAGGCAAAGAUGUCCUGAAAUGGAAGACUGUAUGAACCAAGGCCCAUGGCACUACUCAGGAGGUCCAUACUGACAUGGACUUGGAGAGGAGCGUGUUGAUCCUGGAACAGCCCUUGGAACCCAGGACCACAGCCCCCCUCUUCCACCCUGGUUUAAACCUCCUAUGUACUGAAUCAACUCCAUGUUGCAUCAAAAACCUUAUGAUAAACCGGACAUUUGAUCUGAGUUGGAAAUGGGACCCUGUUCACUCCACAAGGCUCUAUGGACUGGACUUCAGAUCUUCCUCUUAGGGCAGGUUAGUUCUAGUGUUCUCUGGCCAAGAUGCCAGGACAGAACAACCAAUCAUUCAAACAUCAUCAUCAGGAGAACCAGCUUCCAUGUUGUAGUUGGUUUUAUCAGCUAUAAAAAAUAGAGUUGAACACUAUAUAUAAACUCCCAGUAAAUUAUUGGGUAUCACCAACAUUUCGGCAUCACUGUGUUCUCUUCAGGGUAAUGUCAUGAAUGCUAAAACCAGGUUAUAUAGACAACAGUGCAAUUAGCGCAACCAAUGACAUUAGUGAGGGGUGUGUCAUAAUUCAUUCAGUAAUUGAGUGAAACUGUUAAAGAACAUUGACUAUCCAGUAGCAGCUCACUUUGUUGAAGCUAAUCAACCAUUCUCCUCUCUCAAAUGCACAGACAUUGAGCAUGUUGCUCUACCAAGGAGAGGGGGUAACAUUGAGAUUCUACUACUACAAAGGGAGUCUUACUGGAUAUCCUCUCUAAAAACAUUGACCCCUAGGGGUCUGAAUAUUGACUUUGAUCUCAGGCCCAUUUUAUGAACAAUUCUCUCUAUUAUGAACAAGUCUUAUAAAUGGAUAUAUUCUUUCUACAGUUUAUCAGCGUACACCCAAUAUGUUCCCCCUGUUGAUGAUGCUUAUUAUGGUUGAACCAAAAGAUCACAUGUUGUUUAUGAAAUAGGAAACAAAUAUAUAUAUAUGUGAAAUUGAAUUGAACAAUGUAUGUUGGUGCUAAUAUAUACAAUAUUUAUGUUUCCAUAUGAUAAUAGCCUAAUAUAUUCAAUAUGCUAUCAUUUUUAUUUUUUAAUAGUUUCACUCAAUUAAUUCUAAUUAACUUAAUUAUGGCACACCCUUCACUAUUGUCAUUUGUUGCACUAAUUCCACUGUUUGUCUACAUUCAUGACAUUACCCUGAAGAAGGCACAGUGAUGCUGAAACGUUGGUGAUUUACCCAAUAAAUGACAGGGAGUUUA
Molecule: messenger RNA, 2956 nt
Organism: Salvelinus namaycush (lake trout)
Lineage: Eukaryota; Metazoa; Chordata; Actinopteri; Salmoniformes; Salmonidae
Product: endoplasmic reticulum lectin 1-like
Exons: 14
Coding region: 171-1649 (492 amino acids)
Biological process (GO): retrograde protein transport, ER to cytosol; endoplasmic reticulum unfolded protein response
Cellular component (GO): endoplasmic reticulum lumen
Source: RefSeq, a predicted model, not a curated record